UGCUCGGGCUCCCGCGCAUGUGCCGCCGCCCCCCCUCCGCCGUCGCGGCUUGCUGCUCCUCCCUCGAUCGCCGCCCAAGAGAGCGGAGCCGGAGCCAUGAAGGAUCGGACGCAGGAGCUGCGCACGGCUAAGGACAGCGACGAUGACGAUGACGUCACUGUCGGAGUGGAUCGGGACCGCUUCAUGGAUGAGUUUUUUGAGCAGGUGGAAGAGAUCCGGGGGUUCAUCGACAAGAUCGCGGAGAAUGUGGAAGAGGUGAAGCGGAAGCACAGUGCCAUCCUUGCGGCCCCCAACCCCGACGAGAAAACCAAGGAGGAGCUAGAGGAGCUCAUGUCUGACAUCAAGAAGACAGCCAACAAAGUGCGCUCCAAGCUAAAGAGUAUUGAGCAGAGCAUCGAGCAGGAGGAGGGGCUCAACAGAUCGUCAGCAGAUUUGAGAAUAAGAAAGACACAGCAUUCCACCUUGUCCCGGAAGUUUGUGGAAGUGAUGUCAGAGUACAACGCCACCCAGUCGGACUACCGGGAGCGCUGCAAGGGCAGGAUCCAAAGGCAGCUAGAAAUAACUGGCAGAACCACCACCAGUGAGGAGCUGGAGGACAUGUUGGAGAGUGGGAACCCUGCCAUUUUCUCUUCUGGGAUCAUCAUGGACUCCAACAUCACGAAGCAGGCGCUGAACGAGAUCGAGACUCGGCACAGCGAGAUCAUCAAGCUCGAGAACAGCAUCCGGGAGUUGCACGAUAUGUUCAUGGACAUGGCCAUGCUAGUGGAGAGCCAGGGCGAGAUGAUUGACCGCAUUGAAUACAACGUGGAGCACUCGGUGGACUACGUGGAGAGGGCCGUCUCGGACACCAAGAAAGCAGUCAAGUACCAGAGCAAAGCCAGGCGGAAGAAGAUCAUGAUCAUCAUUUGCUGCGUGGUGCUGGGCAUUGUGAUCGCCUCAACAGUUGGCGGGAUUUUCGGCUAGAAGCCCAGGACUCUUUUUUUGGGGGGGGCGCAGAGGUGGAGAGUGCCUGGGCCCAGCCAGACAGCCGCGACCCCCAGACCCUGCAGCAGCAGAAGCAGCAGCAGCCACCACCCCGGGGUGAACUGGCCCACCAGCACUGCUCCCGUCUCUUAUGCAUGAUUGUUCGUGUUAAUGCUGCGUGUCCAGUGCAGUGGGGUGGGGGGUGGGAGGAAGGCCACAGGCACAUGCAAUUUCCCCACCUGAUCUCCUCAAAGGGACACCCCCUCCCUUCGCUUCCACUGGCCAACGACUCACCUCCUCUGUGUUUUCUUUCAUCCCAGUGAGGUCCCUCUCUUUCUUCUCUUUCCUCUCUGCCUUCAAAGGUGAGUUUGCCAACAAAGGUGUGCAAAAUUGGACCCUGCUCUCUCCCAGGGGAAGGGCCAAUAUUUUCUCUUUCUCUUUCCAUCCCCUGCUCUCUCCAGCCACAGAAUGGGCAGGCUGGUCCCUUCUGACUCUGCUCUGAGCCACUUCUUUUUCCUGCCAGGUUCUUGCCCUACACCAUCAAGGCCUGUCUACUUAUUUAAAACAGGACGCCACCUUUUCACUUAAGGCGGC
Podarcis raffonei (Aeolian wall lizard) is the source of this 1557-nucleotide messenger RNA. RefSeq names its product syntaxin 1A (gene STX1A). Gene Ontology annotation, cellular component: endomembrane system; synaptic vesicle; plasma membrane. The transcript has 10 exons. Gene Ontology annotation, molecular function: SNAP receptor activity; SNARE binding. NCBI's taxonomy places the organism in Eukaryota, Metazoa, Chordata, Lepidosauria, Squamata, Lacertidae. Gene Ontology annotation, biological process: synaptic vesicle fusion to presynaptic active zone membrane; intracellular protein transport; exocytosis. The record is from RefSeq and is a predicted model, not a curated record. The coding region runs from base 97 to 963 and encodes 288 amino acids.